GAUGGGAAUCGAAUAUGAGAAACUCCGAAUCCGUUGACUAACAUGACACCCGUACCCAUCCAAACAGUGACUCAGUAAACACUCCAAUACUCACCAUUCUUCUUCGUCACAUGGUGUCUGAAGUCCCCCAAACCAACGGCCCUGGCCCGGCGAGCCAACCACCCAAUGUGCUCGUCUUUGGCGUCGGCAGUAUUGGGGCUGUAUAUUUAUAUCAACUUCAAAAAGCCGGAUGCAAAGUCACCGCCGUGUGUCGCUCCAACUACACCGCUGUCAAGGAAUCAGGAUUCACGCUACAUAGUGUCAGAUUCGGCACUCAAAAGUACAAGCCUGACCAUGUAAUUCGCAGCGUGGCCGAAUGUCCCAAGGACGUCGAUUACGACUUUGUGGUGGUGUGUUCCAAAUCAUUUCCUGGUUCUCGCCCAUCACUCGCAGAUAUGAUUCGACCGGCGAUCAGAGAAACACAUCCCCACACGGCGAUUCUUCUCGCGCAGAAUGGGAUUGAGAUUGAGCAGGAAGUCGCCGAUGCAUUUCCCCAGAAUCCGAUCUUGAGUGGCGUGGUCUACCUUCCUGCGGUACAGACGGAUCAGGGAAGCAUCGAGUAUCCGGAAAUGAUGAACUUGUUGGAAAUCGGCACGUAUCCUAGUAAUGCUCCAGCAUGGCAUAAGGAGGCGGCACAGCGUAUGGCGGACUUGAUGACCCAAGGCGGUGGCGGUGCCGAAGUUCUCGAUGACAUCCAGGUUGCACGCUGGUCUAAAUUGAUCAUGAACGCGGCAUGGAAUCCAAUCGGAGCUCUGACACUAACUACUGACGGCGACUUCCUCAAUACUUCGGAUCCAUAUGCUUAUGAAUUGUCUUGGGCUGUCAUGAUGGAGAUUGUCGACCUAGCCACCAAGUUGGGUAUCCCUGGUGUUACUAGACAGGUUGCAGAAACGAGAUUCGCUGUCACCAAGGAGCGUGCAGAGACUGGGAAUGGUCGUCAGACGAGUAUGCUUCAGGAUGUCCUUCAGGCUCGUCCUUUUGAAGUCGAGGCGGUUUUGGGAAACCCUGUUCGUCUCGGUCGUAAGCAUAAUGUUCCGAUGCCGAGAUUGGACUCGCUCUAUGCGUUGGCAAAGGCUAGGGCUUGGUCUCUGGAGAGGUAUGGGAAAUGAUUGAUAGAAUGGCUAUGGCGUUGGAUUUGCCUUGGAUGAAGUUUAUAGACUUGUCUUGUCUGGGUUGUGUAUGUCAAUACGAUGUACUAUAUGAUAGGACCCACCCCUCGUAUCUCUACAAACCUAUGUAAUCCAGCUAUGGGAUUGCUCGAGUUGAUAGUCUGAGGGAUAAACUCCUGUGCUCC
Exophiala mesophila is the source of this 1333-nucleotide messenger RNA. RefSeq lists its product as uncharacterized. Gene Ontology annotation, cellular component: cytoplasm. The record is from RefSeq and is a predicted model, not a curated record. The transcript has a single exon. Bases 111 to 1148 code for a protein of 345 amino acids. Lineage: Eukaryota; Fungi; Ascomycota; Eurotiomycetes; Chaetothyriales; Herpotrichiellaceae. Gene Ontology annotation, molecular function: 2-dehydropantoate 2-reductase activity. Gene Ontology annotation, biological process: pantothenate biosynthetic process.